Molecule: messenger RNA, 324 nt
Organism: Zychaea mexicana
Lineage: Eukaryota; Fungi; Mucoromycota; Mucoromycetes; Mucorales; Lichtheimiaceae
Exons: 2
Coding region: 48-266 (72 amino acids)
Source: RefSeq, a predicted model, not a curated record
CUACACAACUUCUUUUUUUUGCCUGCUUAACUGCUUUAUUUCGAAAAAUGUCAUCUAAAUAUCAAACCAAGAAAGAUCCUGCUUCACUCAAGAAACAAGAGGAAGACCUCCUCGACGAUGCCCAGUAUCAUAUUAACGAGACAGAAACAGCACUGGACGACGCAGAGCGCGCUUCACAUGCUCACAAGGCCCGAACUGGCAAAGAGCUUGAUGUGACGGAAGAAAACCUCCGUAGCGGAAAGUUUCCAGAAAAGAAAAUGGAUUAGAUAUUCUAGUCUUUACCUCCUUCCACUUGACGAUACAUUGUAAAUAAAGCUCGCUGCG